This is a messenger RNA of Bradysia coprophila, 1297 nucleotides long. RefSeq lists its product as uncharacterized. The record is from RefSeq and is a predicted model, not a curated record. NCBI's taxonomy places the organism in Eukaryota, Metazoa, Arthropoda, Insecta, Diptera, Sciaridae.
AAACUCAUUCAUGUUCCCUGAAGUAGACCGCCGUUUCGAGCAGUACGUUUCCCUCCGCUAUCAAAUUUUGAAUAAAACCCAGAACCCAGAACAACGCAGACAAAGUUAAACUUACAGUUGAUUCGACGAGAUAUAUACAAUAAUGGAGCUCCUUAAACUGGUACUGGUGUUUGGUUUGAUCGGUUUGUUGUGCAAGGCCAUAGAUGCUGAUCAAAACGUUGAAACGGAGAAACAAGUCAGUUUUAGCGUGAUUGCGGUUUGGCGAAGCUACAACAAAAAUGCUUGUCCAUGCACAUGUCCGGUUGAAGAUGCACCAUGGUUGAAAGGUAUUGAAGGGCAUUAUAACGGAUGCCAUGAUGCUGUAGAUAAAUUCUGUGGAAAAGCGAAGGAGGCAGGCGAUGUCGCUGUGCGCUCAUUGAAAGAAUACUUUGCUAAGUUGAUAUAUUUCACCGAUUCCAAUUCAACAAUUAUAACGACAGGCUCGACGGAAAUUUUAAAUUCCUUGAGUAAAUGCAUCAAUCUGAACAGUAAUGGCCUUAACAUCAUUGUUGAAUUCAACAAAGUUUUUCUAUCGAUCAUCGACGAUUUCGUCCGAGUCAUCAAAUCGUUAGAGGUUUAUAUCGGUGAUGAUCUGACAUGUUCCUUAACGGACUCCAUUAGAGAUCUUGGUCGCGAAUUUUCCAAGUAUAUGAACGAGUUUCUUAAAAGUUGUCGACUAUUUGGAUGCAGAAAGAAAAUUGACUACGAAUGUGUACUGAAACAAUUACAGAAACUAAUGAACAACGUGGCACUCAUUAACGAAACCCUACUGAACCAAUGUGAAGAAGCUACCCAACAAGUACGUGAAGCAGUUAUGGUUCUCGAUAUGCUCUAUUGUUAUGUGGCAAUUUCAGUUCAAGGCAUAUAUAGUUGUUCUCUAGAUGCACUGAAUUCUCGAGAUAUUGUCGUUUCAAAAACUGUUAAGUCGUCCUCGAUAUCAUUUGAGUAUGCGCUUGUAGAAGUUACACAAGCGAUUUGCGACAUCACUUUACCGUUGGGAGACAACAUCGCAGAACUGCUAACCGCGUUCGUUAACAUUACCAUGGCUUUGAAUUCCACGUUAAAAAGCAUCUUUGGACUGGUGGGUGGCCUCGGAUUAACUGUUGGACAAAUAGCCAAAAAUUUAUUGGGAGGUGUUGCAACCACCUCAACCGUUACACAAGAGCGAACUAACAUCUUGAAGGGUGUGGUUCGCAAUUAAAAUGAUCAAAUUUUGUGACUAAAAUAGGGGCCUUGUAAAUGCAAUCAAAAAUGAGUG